Molecule: messenger RNA, 3452 nt
Organism: Polypterus senegalus (gray bichir)
Lineage: Eukaryota; Metazoa; Chordata; Cladistia; Polypteriformes; Polypteridae
Gene: unkl
Product: unk like zinc finger
Exons: 16
Coding region: 907-3357 (816 amino acids)
Molecular function (GO): metal ion binding
Source: RefSeq, a predicted model, not a curated record
AGGCUCAUCAGACCGUAUCUCGUUUAGAAGACUGCGUCAGGCUACGUUUCGUCUCAUUGAAUGUUGUUGUUUUUCGCUAAAGUCGGCUUUCCAAAGGUUAAGAGCAAUUCCAAUGCCUAUAUAAGUGAACCUUCUUUCGAGUUCUACCACAGGCUGGGUAGGGAAAUGGGUCGCCCUUAAGAGGACAGCGGCUUACCAAGCAGACAUCGCUGACACGGUCCUCUCUCUUUCACACACGGACACGUUUCGGGAAUAGGACUGUCCGCUGCAGCGGAAGAGAAAUACAUUUCUGAAAACGCCGAGAAGUCGGACUAUUUUGAGACCAGAUUUGCCCAUACGCUCUUUAAGAACUUAGGGCCCAUCAAAGCACAUAGGACGGUUUGAUGAUAAAGUUGAGCCGGCUCCGCUAAUUGCGUACUCUAAAAAUCUGUAUUUCAACGAGCCACUGCGGCAGGCCGGGCAUUUGUAAUCAGCUUUAGUAACUUUCGUGUAACAUGGAAGAAGAUUUCGCUUUGUAUUCUGUUACAUUCAUUGAAAUAAUGAAAAUGAUCACAAUGCACUUCUAACGUUUAUAACUAAUACUUGCACCGUACAGCGCUAGCGCAAAUGAAACACGCAUACCCCUGCAACACUUCCAGCGGAUCCAGAUUGCCACCGCCAGGGAUGACGAAUGGCUCCACAAUCGCCAGUGCUCACAGAAGGACGACAGUCUUUGCGUUUUUACCUAAAGAUAUCCCCGUCCUUGGCAUUGGCUUGGUGUCGUGCACGCGCGAACGGUUUGGUGGAGGAGUGAGCGCUGUUUGUUUAUCCCGCCAGUUGCCCAUGCUGCUCUGCUGCCCGCUAGCAGAGUGCGAGGAGUGGAGCGAGAGGCCUCCGCGCAGGCGCUCUUUAUUGUUUUGACUGAAAAUGCCGUCGGUUUCGAAAACGGCGGCGAGCGCUUCUCCUCAAACCGAGAAACCAACCCACUACACCUAUUUAAAGGAGUUUAGGACAGAGCAAUGCCCCCUGUUCUUGCAGCACAAGUGCACCCAGCACAGACCUUUCACAUGUUUUCACUGGCAUUUCCUAAACCAGCGAAGACGGAGGCCUAUCAGGAGACGGGAUGGGACAUUUAACUACAGUCCAGAUGUGUAUUGUACUAAGUACGAUGAAACUACAGGGAUCUGCCCCGAUGGAGACGAUUGUCCUUACCUACAUCGAACUACCGGUGACACAGAACGAAAAUAUCACCUUCGGUACUAUAAGACAGGCACUUGCAUCCAUGAAACUGAUGCUCGAGGGCACUGUGUCAAAAAUGGACUUCACUGUGCUUUUGCUCAUGGCCCUCAUGACCUCAGGCCUCCUGUAUAUGACAUAAGAGAGAUUCAAGCACAGGAAGCUUUACAAAAUGGUCAGCUUGGUGCAGGAGAGGGUAUUCCUGAUCUUCAACCUGGUGUGUUAGCAAGUCAAGCAAUGAUUGAAAAAACACUCACAGAGGAUCCAAGGUGGCAAGAUACAAACUUUGUCUUGGCAAACUAUAAAACUGAACAGUGCACAAAACCGCCACGCCUGUGUCGCCAGGGAUAUGCCUGUCCUCAUUAUCACAAUAGCCGGGAUAGAAGACGAAAUCCUAGAAAAUUUAAAUACAGAUCAACUCCAUGUCCUAGUGUGAAACAUGGAGAUGAAUGGGGUGAGCCUUCUAAGUGUGACAGUGGGGACAACUGCCAGUAUUGCCACUCCCGAACUGAACAGCAAUUUCAUCCUGAGAUUUACAAAUCAACAAAGUGCAAUGAUAUGCGUCAAACUGGCUACUGUCCAAGGGGACCCUUUUGUGCUUUCGCACAUGUGGAAAGAAUCCCUUCCACUGAUGAAUCAGUGAAUUCAUUGCUUACUGUGAUGCAUAGUGGUUCUCAGUCUAAAGCUGGCUCCCAACACUUUUCUGACUGUGGAGUAAAUGAGUGGGGUAGUAGUUCCACCUCUGGAACUGGUAACAACAACGGACAAACGGGAAAUGUUUCUUGCUCUAGUAGUCCAACUGUUACAUCAAGCUCAGGAAGCAACAGCUCAUUAUCCCCUAUUGGACCCAUCAGCAGGCCCAAAUCCUUUACUAAUGGUAGCUUAUGUUCAGAAUCCGCAACGUCCAAUGUAUCAUCUCCGACAUCUCACUAUCCAAAAGCACCUGGCUUUGAACGCGAGGAUCAGACAAAGAGUCUGAAAAGCCAUUCACUGGACAAUAGUCAAAAACUGAAUGACCAAGACAAACAGAACCUUAUAUGUGUAUUUUCAGUGGCAAACCCACUGGCAUCAAGCAUCACUUCUAGUAUAACUUCCAGCUUAGCAUCUAGUAUUGGAUCAGACAGUUCCUCCCCAACCACGCUCUCAACAAUGAAUGCCAAAGCGACACCUUUUUAUCCUGGCAGCAAUACUGUUGAAUCAGUAAUAGGUUCUGCUCUAGAUCUGAAUUUUAGUGACAUCAACGUAGCAUCACUUGAUAAAGAACUAGAAGAAACAGAAAAUAGCGAUAUUGGAUUAUCAAGUCAGAGAUUAUUGGGAGGUUCUGCUCCUGUAAAUAUACCUGGUUCUCUUGCCCGUUCUUCUUCACUGCACUCUUCGUCUUCUCUGUCAGCUUCUCCACUAAGCUCUUUGUCACAGUCCUUCUCUCAGUCAUUACUUUCUGCUGGAAUGACCCCACAUCAACAACAGCAGUCACAUCAGACUGGCAUUUCAGAUCACGGACUUUUAGGCACUUCUGCAUCCUCACAGAACUCCUUAGGUUUAAAUGGUGGUGCGGGCAGCAUUUGGGAUUUUGCAAGUGGAAGCUUCUCUCCUAGUCCAUCACCGGUUUUUAGCAAUGUGACAACAACAAGUUCAAACAGCACAGACCUCACAAAACUCAGAAGGGAACUCGAUGAAGCAAAAAGAAAGAUUAAACAAUGGGAGGAUUCCUGGCAGCAAGUUAAACAGGCUUGUGAUGCUUGGCAGAAAGAAGUUCAAGAAGCAAAAGAUCAAGCAAAAUCAGCCGAGGCAGAGCUUCAGAUAGCCAUACAGCAAAAGGAGGAAGCAGAGCAUAAGCUAAAGAAACUACAGGAGGACUUUGACACAAUGUGCAGAUCUCCUAAUUUGCCCUUUUUACAGAGUUAUGGAGAUAUCAAUAAACUUCCUUUACCAAAGCUUCACUCCAUUCAGAGCCAGCUGAGAGCUGAUAUAGACCUAAUAGAUGGGGUUAUUUAUCAGCUGCAGUCAAAGAAAUGUAUAGUUUGCCAAAAUCAUGAUCGUUGCAUAGUUCUACAACCAUGCCAGCAUUAUGUACUCUGUGAAAACUGCGCAUCUAGCAAAACAGAAUGUCCUUACUGUAAUUCAAAAAUUUUGAAGUGGUGAUAUAAUGAAAUAUAAGGUACUAUUUCUUGAUAUAGCCCUUUGAAGAACUACUAAUAUAUAUAUAUAUAUCUAUAUAUAUGUGUAUAUAUAUAUAU